GGCGUUUUUGUCCAACUUCCGCUCAGAUUGUGCAGAGACUUCAUCAUCCAACCUUCUCCAUCUGAUCGGCUCUCGUUCUCAGAUAUGAUGGAUACACAAAAGGACAUUCGUGAUGCCAUUCGAGCAGUGCUUCCUGGUCUUUCUCAGGAGGUUUUGGCUGCUUUAGAGGAUGUGUUGGAAAAACUGGGCACUACAACCGCAGAUGAUUUCCAGUAUAUCACCGAAGGAGACAAAUUGCCUGUGCUGAAGCCCAUACAGGCCAGAAGACUGGUUGCUGCAUGGGCCCAAAAUAACUCAAUGGCUUCAACUUCAGGCAGGGCAUCCUCCUCUCCACAGUCCGUUCAAUCCUCUCAACCUGCAGCCUCACUUUCACAACCAUCAUCUGCUGAUACUUCAUCGCCUUCCCUGAGCUGCUCCCCAGUUUUGCCAACCUGGGUUGACAGUUGUCAGAUACCGUGGCAGAAGCUUCCAGAAGAGCUGAUACAGACUUUGGAACGACAGAAAAGGCCAAGUGCACGACUUCGAAGACAAAUGGUGAGGAUUAUUGUCUCUGAAAUGAUGCUGAUUUGCAAGAAUCCUACCAAACGCGACACUACUGAAAUAGCAGAAAGGAUGGUGAGCAGGUAUCCAAAGUCACUUAAGGACGUCAUUGAUGGUGAUGUUAUUGGACUUGGUUAUCAUUCCCUGGUAAAACAACUCCAGGCAAGAAUUGAAAAUGUCAAAACGACAAGACACACCAAAGAUAACUAA
This is a messenger RNA of Poeciliopsis prolifica (blackstripe livebearer), 750 nucleotides long. RefSeq lists its product as uncharacterized. Lineage: Eukaryota; Metazoa; Chordata; Actinopteri; Cyprinodontiformes; Poeciliidae. The record is from RefSeq and is a predicted model, not a curated record. The transcript has 3 exons. The coding region runs from base 85 to 750 and encodes 221 amino acids.